AUGGCCGGUGGUGUCUCUGUCCGCGAUGUCGAUGCGCAAAAGUUCAUCAACGCCUACGCUGCGUUCCUGAAGCGUCAGGGCAAGCUGCCCAUCCCCGGUUGGGUCGACAUCGUCAAGACCGGCCCCGCCAAGGAGCUCCCUCCCCAGGACAUUGACUGGUUCUACGUGCGCGCCGCCUCCGUCGCCCGCCACAUCUACCUCCGCAAGACCGUCGGUAUCGGCCGCCUCCGCAAGGUCCACGGCUCCGCCAAGAACCGCGGCGUCCGCCCCUCCCACCACGUCGACGCCUCCGGCUCCGUCGACCGCAAGAUCGUCCAGGCCCUCGAGAAGAUCGGCGUCCUUGAGCAGGACGAGGAGAAGGGUGGCCGCCGCAUCACCCAGUCCGGCCAGCGUGAUUUGGACCGUAUCGCCCAGACCACCGCUGAGGCCGAGGAGGAGGAGGAGGAUGACGAGUAA
This is a messenger RNA of Colletotrichum karsti, 456 nucleotides long. Its product is annotated as 40s ribosomal protein s19. The transcript has 4 exons. Gene Ontology annotation, molecular function: structural constituent of ribosome; RNA binding. Gene Ontology annotation, biological process: ribosomal small subunit assembly; translation. The record is from RefSeq and is a predicted model, not a curated record. The coding region runs from base 1 to 456 and encodes 151 amino acids. Gene Ontology annotation, cellular component: ribosome; cytosolic small ribosomal subunit. NCBI's taxonomy places the organism in Eukaryota, Fungi, Ascomycota, Sordariomycetes, Glomerellales, Glomerellaceae.